AUGAUCAUGAUAGCAGAUGCUGACGUCUCGGGCCUCAUCGCUUUGGUGAUUGGAGUUUGUGGAUUGAUUUUGCUCAUCAUCUCUACUACCGCAGUGAUGGGUCGAUUCUAUCGACGAAGAAUGGCAACACAACUCAGCCGAGCUGAUCUGCGAGCUACUCAUUAUCCCGAAAGUGCUGUUCCCACAAUGCAAACCGUGGGUGAACGACGGUUUUAUGUUGUUCCUGAAAGCCAAAUAUCGGUCAUUGAGGCUCCACCUUCAUACGAUGAUGCCCUUAAACACCCUGCGGUAAGUGAAACCAUGAAGAAUAAAUUUUUCUUGCAACUAUCUAUGCUUAAGGUUCCUACGUCACGAGCACCAGCCUACAUGAAUCGUGGCUACAUAAGCAGUACAACAUCUGAGGUAACAGUUUGUUGGUAUUAGUG
This is a messenger RNA of Cylicostephanus goldi, 425 nucleotides long. Lineage: Eukaryota; Metazoa; Nematoda; Chromadorea; Rhabditida; Strongylidae. The record is from the annotation of a GenBank genome assembly.